This is a messenger RNA of Hypanus sabinus (Atlantic stingray), 3997 nucleotides long. It is a transcript of the gene klhl14, whose product is annotated as kelch-like family member 14. The coding region runs from base 1320 to 3110 and encodes 596 amino acids. The transcript is spliced from 9 exons. The record is from RefSeq and is a predicted model, not a curated record. Gene Ontology annotation, molecular function: protein binding. Lineage: Eukaryota; Metazoa; Chordata; Chondrichthyes; Myliobatiformes; Dasyatidae.
ACUGAAAGGAAUGUAAUUGCACAUCCUAAAACUGCUUUCUUUAUUCUGGGGAUGUAAACAUUACAACUGGUGUCUUUAAAGCAGUGAACCAUCAAUUUAACACACAUGUGCUAUAUUAAUGUCCCAUACAUUUUGUUUUAUUCAGUUCAGCAACGAUGAGACGUGCUCUUUGUGUUUCCCCCCCUGUACUUGGAUACACUAUAAAGACAAUCUGUUUUAUAUUAAAUUAAUAUGAUAGGAGUGGGAUAAUAACUUUGCUUUUAUGCCGCAAUGGUGUUAGUGUAAUAUAAACUAGACUAAUUCAUUAUAGCAGUGUUAGUCUGACAAUGUAUGUCAUCUGAUGCAAUUGAAAGAGAAAGUCUUAAUAACAAAAUGUCAGUAUUACCAAGACAUUAACAAGACAAUCUGAUAAUUUCCAGCGAUCGUAAUAUCAAGUGGAUAAUCAUUUCUUUGUUUCAAUGCAUCAACAGUAUUAAUGGGAUAGAAUCCGUGCAAUUCAUUAUUGCAGGCAGUACAGUGCUGGUUUGUCAUCUUAUGCAACUGCAUAGGCAAUAAAAUGGUAAGAAAGUUUGUGCCAUCAUCUGAAGAUUGCAUUGUUCAUCCACCUUCAUAAAUCCAUGCAUGUGAAAGAUGAGGAGAAAAAUAUUUUGUGGGACAGAGUCUUUUUUUUUCCCUGUGAGAUAUUCAUUCACCCAGAGAGAGAAGCGUGGUCACAGAAUUAGCAGUUUCAGCUCAGCUGAAGUCGCUAGGCUGUGAAGGAAAGAGAAAUUGACUAAUUAGCAAUGCGCACUAAAACUUGACGGUUCUUUAUAAAGGGGACUGCUUUUCUAAGAUGUUUGACUGCGCAGUCAUUUACGCACGACAAUUUUACAAUAGCCUUGAGCCAUAAUUUUAAAACUCUCUCCAGCAUCCAGCCCCUCCAUGGUCACUCUUCACUGGCGAUGCACGACCGUUUCUCUCCCCAACCGUGGAUUUCCUAUUACUCUUGUUACGACUCACUGAAUCCCAGGCCCAAGGAUAAUGAUGUGUUGUUUCUUGGUAGCAUAAUUUGUCACACGUACAUUUUUUUUGCGAAAGCUGCUCUCAGACUUCUUGCUGUUGCUAAUUCUGGAGACAGUAUAUCAAAUGAUGAACGACAAAAAAACCUCGCAAGCGUAACUGCUGAAGUUGCAACGCGUGGAGCUUGAUCGGAUCCGGAUUUUACUGGGGGAUCGAAGCAAAGAAAAAAGGAGAAAAAAUAAUAUAAAAGUGAGGAUCCGAUCGAAGUGGACGCUAGUUUGCAGCCCAGUGUAUACAGGAGGUGUUCAAAGUUAGAUACCAUGUCAAGAUCUGGUGACAGAACGUCCACCUUCGACCCAUCUCAUAGUGAUAACCUCCUUCACGGCCUCAACCUACUGUGGAGGAAGCAGCUUUUCUGUGAUGUGACUCUGACAGCCCAGAGCCAGCAGUUCCAUUGCCACAAAGCAGUGCUGGCUUCCUGUUCCCAGUAUUUCCGAUCGCUUUUCUCUAAUAGCCAGUGCAAAGAGAGCACGAACGAAUCGGGGAGCCGGACCCCUUCAUCCCCGGCCGAGGACAUCAGCAGGUCUAUCAAUAACAUCGUCCUGCAGGGCUGCUCGGCCACGGGGGUUUGCCUGGUCUUGGAGUACAUCUACACAGCCAACAUGACACUGUCUCUCGAUACGGUGGAGGACGUGCUCUCGGUCAGCAAGAUCCUGCACAUCCCCCCUGUCACCAAACUCUGCGUCCAGUUCCUCAACGACCAGAUAUCGAUGCAAAACUACAAGCAGAUCUGUCAGAUCGCUGCCAUCCACGGGCUGGACGAGACCAAGAAGCUGGCCAACAAGUACUUCGUGGAGGACAUCCUGCUGUUGAAUUUCGAGGAGGUUUGCGCCAUGAUGGACUCAAUGCCGCCACCUGUGGAGUCGGAGCUUGCUCUCUUCCAGAUGUCCGUGCUCUGGCUCGAACACGACCGGGAGACUCGCAUGCAGUACGCCCCGGACCUGAUGAAGCGGCUCCGCUUCGCCCUCAUCCCCGCCACCGAGCUGGUCGAGAGGGUGCAGUCGGUCGAUUUCAUGCGGAGCGACCCGGUCUGCCAGAAACUCCUGCUGGACGCUAUGAACUACCACCUCAUGCCCUUCAGACAACACUGCCGGCAGAGCGUGGCCAGCAGAAUUCGCUCCAGUAAGAAACUCCUGUUAUUGGUCGGUGGAUUGCCUCCUGGUCCAGAUCGACUUCCAAGCAACCUCGUUCAGUAUUAUGAUGAAGAAAAGAAGACAUGGAAAAUACUUACAAUAAUGCCUUAUAACAGUGCCCAUCACUGUGUUGUGGAAGUAGAAAACUUCCUGUUUGUACUAGGAGGAGAAGACCAAUGGAACCCAAAUGGGAAACAUAGUACUAAUUUCGUCAGCCGAUAUGAUCCUAGAUUUAACAGCUGGAUACAACUUCCCCCUAUGCAAGAAAGGCGAGCCAGCUUCUACGCCUGCCUUCUGGAUAAACAUCUGUAUGUAAUUGGUGGAAGGAAUGAGACUGGUUAUUUGUCAAGUGUUGAAUGUUACAAUCUGGAAACCAAUGAAUGGUGCUACCUGUCCUCCCUGCCCCAGCCUCUGGCAGCUCACGCUGGUGCAGUGCACAAUGGGAAGAUUUACAUUUCAGGAGGCGUUCACAAUGGUGAAUAUGUGUCAUGGCUGUACUGCUAUGAUCCAAUCAUGGACGUAUGGGCCAGGAAACAAGACAUGAACACCAAACGGGCCAUUCAUGUUCUGGCAGUGGUGAAUGAUCGUCUGUACGCUAUUGGGGGAAACCAUUUAAAAGGUUUCUCACAUCUUGAUGUUAUGCUCGUUGAAUGUUAUGACCCCAAAGGUGAUCAGUGGAACAUUCUCCAAACUCCUAUCUUAGAGGGUCGCAGUGGUCCAGGAUGCGCAGUGCUAGAUGAUAAUAUUUAUCUUGUUGGUGGAUACAGCUGGAGCAUGGGGGCCUACAAAUCUUCCACAAUUUGCUACAGCCCUGAACAAGCAACUUGGACAGAACUGGAAGGAGAAGUUGCUGAGCCACUCGCUGGCCCAGCCUGUGUAACUGUUACAUUGCCAGCCUGUGUGCCGUACAAUAAAUAAAACAUUCUGUCAAUUCACAACAUUAAUAUAAACACUCAGACAAUUUAUUUAAAUGAUAUCAAGUGCAAAGUACUGAAUUCUUACUCCCAAACACAUUUAAUGUUUGAAAUGUGCUUUUUUACUAUGGUAAUUUAUGACUAUGAAAAUAAUGUUAUGUAAAUCUUUGUAUCUUUCAGAAGAAAGGCAUGACCGAAUAAAAUAACUGAUGUAGUAGAAUAUAACAAAAUGUAAAUUUUGUACAGGAUGAGAAAGUGUAAAUGAAGCUUGUUUGUUGGAAAACAUACUUAAAUAAAAACUUUAAAAUGCUAAGUGUUUUCUCCUCAUUGCAUGGCUGGAAAUAAUCACCGUUUGAAUUUAUCUUCUGUCAUGUGUUUAUUUUGUGAACUUACUUUUUAAUGGUGUUAUGAAACAACCAGUGUAUUUUAUGAACUAAUGUCCACUGUGUAUAGAUUAGCAUAUUUACAUCUACUGGAUUACACGCUAUUUGUAAGAAUGAAAUAAGUUAGCUAUUGAUUCCUUUCUUCAUCUGGACUAAGUCUUCAUUAGAUUCUCCAUAUGUGUUAUGCAUUUAAGCCAGUGGUGUGUUCUGGGAAGGCAGGGGCUUUAACUGUAUGCAGUUAGCAGCACUUACACUGGACUCCAAAUUGGAGAUUUUCUUCUUUGUAAGGAUUGGUUUUUGCAUAGUUUAGCAAAAUCAAAGUCAAUCUUCUCCAUUACGAUCUGCAAUACUGCUACCCAAAAUGGUUAGAUAUGGAGAUAUGACCAGAGUAUAUUGUGCAAGGUAUCAUUCCUGUCACUACCCAAUCAAUCAAUAUGCUCCUUAGAUCCUGAUACACUUUAAAAUGCUGCAAUGGGAAUUGUGUACAGUGUGAUGGCUCCACCAAGUG